ACAAUCGCGUCUGCCUCAUCAGCGACGAGACAUGCGUCCUCCAGUGCUGUGUCUCUUGUCUUGCAUUGGCCUUGCGCUCGCCCAGCAAUAUCCCGUGACCACGCCGGUGCCCAUUUUAAAGCAGAUAAAUAAACACAACGAAGACGGUAGCUACAGUUACGGAUACGAGGCUGCGGAUGGUUCUUACAAGAUCGAGUCCAAAUAUCCGACUGGAGAAGUGUACGGGAAAUACGGAUUCGUCGACGACACUGGAAAUAUUCGAGAAGUGGAAUAUGGAGCUUCGAGGCGAGGAUUCGAACCCCAAGGUCCCGGUAUAAACGUUCCACCACCGACCCUGACUGGUAACAGUAUCGCGAAUCCUAACCAACCCGAGGACGACGGCCAAUACAGAGAAGAUCCGUCCGUUUACUACACGGAUCCUCGUUUCACGAAUGGAGAACGAUACGAACCUCGUCGACCUUUGGUCAACAACCAACCGCGACCGAUUCCUGCACCGAUCUACAACCCACCAAGAUAUCCGACGCAAGUGCAAUACCAGCCGAAGGCCCAAUAUCAACCGCAGUAUCAACCGCAGUACCGAUCGCAGUAUCAACCGCAGUAUCAGGAGCAGCAACAGCGAGCCGCGUAUCCCGCGGCGCCGAUCCAAAGCGGAAUUCAAGGUCGUCCAGCGCCCAACGUAGACCCAAACGCCGGGGUAGCCUCUUACACGGUUAAUUAUAGACGAUAGGGAUCGAUCGUGUCAACCUUAAAUGUGUAAAUAUUGCGUUAUUUAUACCGAUUUCCGGAACGAGUUGCACCGAUCGAGAGUUUAGGGCCAGUUUGUUUUCUCGAAUAUUCGAAUCUCUGAUUUGAUAUUUAUAUUUACAUUGUGUAAAGUUAUGUUUCGAAUUCGAAUAUUGUAGGCCCUGUUUUUCUGUUUUUAUUAUUAUUAUAAAUUGUUAUUUUUUUCGUUUCUUGAUUUUGAGGGCGUUCGAACGUUCUUUGAGCCGAACAAAGAUAUUUUUAUGGCGAUAAAUUAUAAUGUCGUAGGCUCUGUUUUUCCUUCCCUUUUUUCAUUAUUAUAAUGAGUAAAUUGUUAUUUUUCGUUUCUUGAUUUUAAGAGCGUUAACAUCAUUUGAGCAAGCGUUAACAGAGCAAAGAUAUUUUUAUGGCGAUAAAUUAUAAUAUUGUAUCGAUUCACGAAACAUUGUAAUAUUCUUUUCUUAUGAUUUGAUAUUUAAGUUUCGUGUAUUUAUGAAAAAUGUUAAAAGUUGUUUCUUAUUAUAGUUUGAACUGAUACUUCGAUAGAUUCUCGUGUUAAUGGAAUUGAAGAGCACGAAUAUUCGACAAUAAUUUAGGGAACUAAUAGUAUCUUUUCAAGAUGAAUACUUUGCUAUUUGAUUAUUCUAUACAAUUCUUGCUAUUUCUCACAUUUCGAACACUUAAUAGUACUCCAACGUGGCAUGUUCAUUUCUUAGUAGUUCCUUUAAGAAAAACCUCUACCUCUUUCUUACUUUUCUACCUCUUUUAUAUAUAUAUAUCUGUUCUUUUUAUUUGCACCUCGUGUAGUUAUCUCUUACUCACUGAUUUAUAAUUUUCUUCUAAAUGUUAUUUCUUUUAUCGAUAUCUGCACCUCCUAUAUAACGCUUUCGAGACAACUCUGAAGAGACAUUUCUCAAAUCAUCGUUAUAUCGAUAAAAAAAAAUAUAUAUAUAAAAUUUA
Apis dorsata (giant honeybee) is the source of this 1701-nucleotide messenger RNA. It is a transcript of the gene CPR27, whose product is annotated as drebrin-like protein. Bases 32 to 727 code for a protein of 231 amino acids. Gene Ontology annotation, cellular component: chitin-based extracellular matrix. Lineage: Eukaryota; Metazoa; Arthropoda; Insecta; Hymenoptera; Apidae. Gene Ontology annotation, molecular function: structural constituent of chitin-based larval cuticle. The transcript is spliced from 4 exons. The record is from RefSeq and is a predicted model, not a curated record.